UGGGAGUCAGCAUAACUCCUCGUCAUUCUCAUAGGCAGACCAGGAUUCAGACAGACUAAAGAUGAAGAUUUUCGUUGUUCUCGCUGUGGUUGCGCUGCUCUCCGGAGCCCAGGCUUCUAGCAUCGGAGACUUCUUCCACGACCUGACCGCGAAACUGAGCAGCACCUUCCACCAGGUGGCGUCCGCCGUCAAGCCCCUCGCCAGCAACCUCCUGAGCUCGCUCAUCACCACCGUCAAGACCCAGGGCACGCAGCUUCUCGGCGGACUCGUCAACUCAUUGACCGGUGUUCUGAGCGCUGCUCCUUCUACAACCAAACGAGACAUUGCCGCCAUCUCCUCGUUCCUGGAGAACGGCAAGCAGGCGAUCCACGGCAUGGCUGACACUCUGCACGCCAUCUUUGACGGCGCCAUGUCCAAGAUGUCGGAGAUCGCUCAGAGGAUCCACAGUCUCGACUUCCUCAAGGAACCCGUCCACAAGAUCGUCUCAGAAAUCAAGGAUGUUGUUUCCCUUCAUGGACACCUCCAGCUCGCCAACCUGGCCGAUCUCCUGAAGAACCCGAGCGAGUUCGUGACGAAGAUCGGAGGCGAGUUCCUCAGCAAACUCAUCCACAAGAGAUCCGCCUUCGGAGACAUGCUCUCCUCUUUCGGCCACCAGCUUUCCGGACUCUUCAAGCCUCUCUUGGACAUUGUCCACCAGCAUGUCACCAAUAUCGGAACCACACUCACCUCCGCCGCCACUGGCAUUGUCUCCGCCCUGAAGCCCCACAUUGACACCCUCAAGAGCCAGCUGAGUGAGCACCUGAACACUCUGAAGACCGUAGGAGCCCAGCUCCUCCAGCACGGAAAGAACGCUCUCUCCGCCCUUCAGAGCGCCGCCACCGACAUCCUCAGCCAGACUUUCCAGAAUGCUGCCCCCACAAUCCAGCAGCUUGCCGAGACAGGGAAAUCCGCCGCUGGGAUCAUUGGUCAGCACUUGGCCGGAGUUUUGGGUGGACAUUAGUUUGAUAUUAAUAAAUAUAGUUUUGUAGGU
This is a messenger RNA of Gigantopelta aegis, 1030 nucleotides long. RefSeq lists its product as uncharacterized. Lineage: Eukaryota; Metazoa; Mollusca; Gastropoda; Neomphalida; Peltospiridae. The transcript has 7 exons. The coding region runs from base 62 to 1000 and encodes 312 amino acids. The record is from RefSeq and is a predicted model, not a curated record.